UUUGAUUCCGAGGGAAGGAAUGUGCUGAUAAGUCAGCGUGUGGCAACAGAAGAGGAGCAGGGAGAGUUCGGAGCGCUGCAAGGACCCCUGGCAGAGGAUGAGGAUAGGAGUUAGACUGCGUGGGUCACUGACCGCUGGCCUCUCGCUCAUCGUAAGGCUGUGCACCAUCAUCAUCCUCUUCAGCGACACGGACUCAACUUGGACACAGCGCCAAGAAGGAAGAAGUGUUUUUCUUCAGGAUGCAGCAGAUACCUUCCUGAUGUAUGAGUUCUUGUCAGGGGGCUUGGUGAUCGGGGAGAACCACACGGUGACUCUGAAGGACGAGGAAUUAUCUUCAAUGCGUCCGGCCAAAGCUUUCCACCGCAUAGUGUACACACGCGUUCCGAAAACCCCCUCCGCCAUUGCCAGGACCCUCGCUGACCUGCCCAGCAUGGGAGAAACACUGGAAAUGGACACUUUCGAGCAACUGCUGCUGGCCUCGGUCUACGUUGCUCACCGAGGUCAGCGCACCGGCGCGGAGAGCCGCCAGGCCUGGGGCCACCUCUUCUGUCAGCUGGUGGCCGCCAUCACCCACGACCUGACCCGCCAGGUGGUCAGGUGUUAAGGCUCUUGGCUGCUGUCCCCACCCAACACCCGCCCCUCCAACCCAGACACUACAAGGCAGCAACAACACACAGGAAUUCCGGAAUGAAAAUGCCGGAACGCCUCAGAAAGCUGGGCUGAAGCUGCGGAGAGAGAAAGGGUCCUCACCUCAUUCAUUCAAGGAGCGUCCAUCGGGUCUGGGAAGGGGUAUUGGUGUUGGUUUAUUAUUGUCACUUGUACUGAGGUACAGUGAAAAACUUGUCUUGCAAACCGAUCGUACAGGUCAAUUCAUUACACAGUGUAGUUACAUUGAGUUAGUACAGAGUGCAUUGAUGUAGUGCAGGUAAAAACAAUAACCGUACAGAGUAAAGUGUCCCAGCUACAGAGUAAGUGCAGUGCAAUAAGGUGCAAGGUCACAACAAGGUAGAUCAUGAGGGUCAGAGUCCAUCUCAUCGUAAAAGGGAACUGUUCACAGUGGGGUAGAAGCUGUCCUUAAGCCUGGUGGUUCGUGCCCUCAGGCUCCUGUAUCUUCUACCCGA
Pristis pectinata (smalltooth sawfish) is the source of this 1121-nucleotide messenger RNA. RefSeq names its product protein FAM180A-like. The transcript is spliced from 3 exons. The record is from RefSeq and is a predicted model, not a curated record. Bases 98 to 604 code for a protein of 168 amino acids. Lineage: Eukaryota; Metazoa; Chordata; Chondrichthyes; Rhinopristiformes; Pristidae.